Messenger RNA from Chanos chanos (milkfish), 2376 nucleotides. RefSeq names its product neurotrophic tyrosine kinase, receptor, type 2b (gene ntrk2b). Gene Ontology annotation, molecular function: ATP binding; brain-derived neurotrophic factor binding; brain-derived neurotrophic factor receptor activity. Lineage: Eukaryota; Metazoa; Chordata; Actinopteri; Gonorynchiformes; Chanidae. Gene Ontology annotation, biological process: protein phosphorylation; trans-synaptic signaling by neuropeptide, modulating synaptic transmission; multicellular organism development. Gene Ontology annotation, cellular component: signaling receptor complex; plasma membrane; axon. The record is from RefSeq and is a predicted model, not a curated record. The transcript has 17 exons. Bases 1 to 2376 code for a protein of 791 amino acids.
AUGGCUUGCUGGGGAUUCUUUGGGGUUUUGAUGGGGCUUUUGGGGCUCAGCGCGGCUUGUCCUGCACCCUGUUCUUGCAAUGCCUCAAGGAUUUCGUGUAUCGAUCAAGAACCAGGGAUCGAGGAUUUCCCGGUUUUGGUACCGGAGACUGACAUGGAAAACAUCACUGAUAUAUAUAUAACGAAUCAAAACAAAUUGCUUGUAAUCACCGAGGACAAUAUGAGGUUCUACACCAAUCUCAGGAAUUUAACUGUGACCAACACGCGUCUGAUGUCUAUAUCUACUACAGCAUUUGUCAACAAUGCCAAACUUGAGUAUCUGAAUCUCAGAGACAACAAUUUAUCAACAUUGUCAUGGACAGCGUUUAGAAAUUCAAACAUGUCAUAUCUGCUGCUAUCUGGUAAUCCUCUGCAGUGUUCCUGUGAGAACUUAUGGAUAAAGCCCUGGCUGGAUGAAACAGAGUUCCAGGAGCUGCAGUGCUUUGAGGAGGAAGGGAGGCCCAGACCUAUCUCCAAAAUCUCACUCCCUGCAUGUGAACCUCCCACAGUAGAGGUCAAACCUGCUGUUGUGACCCAGAUGGCAGGAAGUGAUGCUGACGUGCUGUGUUUUGCUUCUGGAGCACCACCCCCAAUGCUCUUCUGGAACUUCAACACCAUCGAUCAUCCACCACUUGCAACAAACUAUGAGUUGAAUUCAUCUGAGCUGGAGUCCAAGUUAACCCUGAGUGGCCUCUCCCCAUUGGACAACGGCAGAGAGAUCACCUGUAAUGCUGAGAACAUUGUUGGUCAAUCUGAGGCAUCUGUCCUGCUCAGCAUUCUUUUUCCCCCGACUAUCCUGCUCCUACAGGAACCAGAGAGAAACCAGGACUGGUGCAUCCCAUUCAGUGUGACAGGGAAUCCCAGACCUGAGCUGCAGUGGUACCACGAGGGGAAACCCUUGCAGGAGCAGGACUACAUUAAGACUAAAAUCCAUCUGGCCACAGAGAGUGUAUAUGAUGGGUGUCUGCAGUUGGUCAUACCCACACACAUCCACAAUGGCCAGUACACACUCGUGGCCCGAAACCAGUUUGGCGAGGACCAGAAGAAUAUCUCUGCCCACUUCAUGCACCCCCCUGAACCGGACCAUACUGGCGCAGUCAGUAGAAUGCAUGAAACUACCUCUAAACCUGAACCCCCACCGCUGGACGAUAAAGUUGCAGUGUAUGUUGUUGUCGGUAUUGCUGGUGUUGCACUGACUGGAUGUAUCCUCAUGUUGAUCAUUCUCAAAUAUGGAAGAAGUCCUAAGUUUGGGAUGAAGGGCUCCUCAUCUGUCAUCAGCAAUGAUGAUGAUUCUGCUAGCCCCCUCCACCAUGUCUCCAAUGGCAACAACACACCAUCAUCCUCAGAGAUGGGCCCUGAUGCUGUCAUUAUCGGAAUGACAAAGAUCCCAGUCAUCGAGAACCCACAGUACUUCCGCAACCCAGGCAGCAUGCUGAAAUCGGACACUUUUGUCCAACACAUCAAGCGUCACAACAUAGUGCUGAAGAGGGAGCUGGGAGAGGGAGCGUUUGGGAAAGUCUUCCUGGCAGAGUGCUACAACCUGACGCCAGACCAGGAGAAGAUUCUUGUAGCAGUUAAGACACUGAAAGAGGCUAGCGAAAGUGGGCGGGCUGAUUUCCAUCGAGAGGCGGAGCUACUGACCAACCUGCAACAUGAACACAUUGUCACCUUCUAUGGAGUAUGUGUGGAAAGUGACCCCCUCAUCAUGGUGUUUGAAUACAUGAAACAUGGAGACCUCAACAAGUUCCUCAGGGCUCACGGGCCGGAUGCGGUACUGAUGGCAGAUGGGCAGCAGAGUCUGCUGGUAGAGCUGACCCAGUCGAAGAUGCUGCACAUUGCCCAGCAGAUCGCAGCAGGCAUGGUGUAUUUGGCCUCCCAGCACUUUGUGCACCGUGACCUGGCCACACGGAACUGCCUGGUGGGAGAAAACCUGCUUGUCAAAAUUGGUGACUUUGGGAUGUCCCGAGACGUCUACAGUACAGACUACUACAGAGUGGGCGGUCACACUAUGCUCCCCAUUCGAUGGAUGCCGCCUGAGAGCAUUAUGUAUCGGAGAUUCACCACAGAGAGCGAUGUAUGGAGCUUGGGUGUUGUACUCUGGGAGAUCUUCACCUAUGGCAAACAGCCCUGGUACCAGCUCUCCAACAAUGAGGUGAUCGAGUGUAUAACCCAGGGCCGUGUGCUGCAGCGACCACGCACCUGCCCUAAAGAGGUGUAUGACCUGAUGCUGGGCUGCUGGCAGCGUGAACCCUACAUGAGACUUAACAUCAAGGAGAUCCACAACCUGCUCCAGAGCCUGGCCAAGGCCUCGCCUGUCUAUCUGGACAUCCUGGGGUGA